This is a messenger RNA of Macadamia integrifolia, 2688 nucleotides long. RefSeq lists its product as uncharacterized. The record is from RefSeq and is a predicted model, not a curated record. The coding region runs from base 128 to 2503 and encodes 791 amino acids. The transcript is spliced from 7 exons. Lineage: Eukaryota; Viridiplantae; Streptophyta; Magnoliopsida; Proteales; Proteaceae.
CAAAAGACGAGUCAAUAGUUACAAUCUUCUUCGACACACCAUCCUCGUCCUCCUCCUCGUUCAGCUAUUUCCUUCCUGCUAUCUCCGUUCUCACAGGUUUUCUACCCAAAGGUGAUCACUAGAAACCAUGGCCGCCAGAUCUUCAUUGAAGGAAGAUGACUUGGUAGUCGAUGAUGCUCUCGGAUGUCCCAAAUUAUAUGCAAAGCUCUGCCAAGACCCCCUUCUCACUCCUUACAAUCAUGGCCCUCCCUUCACUUUCAUUCCGUAUAAAUUUCAGCCUCAAGAGGAUUCGAGAGCGAGGGAGUUAGAUCAGAUGUUCCCAAUAAUUGACCCUGAAGCUAAACCUUCCACGAAGCCUAGAAUUUAUGCCAGCCUCCUCUGGAAGCAACUCAAUCACCUUGGGAAUGCUGGCUUUGAUCCCGAAAAAUUUCGAGUAGACCCUUAUGGCAACGUUCUGUAUUAUCAUUCAGAUUCAGCUUCUCCCCUUUCUUGGGAAAUCGAUCAUUGGUUUCCUUGCUCAAGAGGAGGACGGACUGUUCCUAGCAAUCUGAGGAUAUUACAAUGGCAAGUAUGUAAGAAGAAGCACGAUAAGUUGGAAUUUCUCGUUCCCUGGUGGGAUCUUCAGUUGGGCAUCUCUGUAAACCAGUUUCUUAACAUAUUUGCUUCUUCCAAUUCUGAUUUCAGGUAUAGAGCAUUUUCGUUUUUAUUCUCUGAGGGCGAGAGUGAAGAGUUAAAUGAUUCACAGACUGCACAGUCACAUACUUUUCCCAAACAUUUCGUUGAGUCGAAACGGAAAAUUGGCCUUGCACCAGCUGCCAUAAUUUUAUCUAGGGGAGAAUAUUCUGAUGGGUCAUCAACAUUAAGAUCUAUCGAUAUCAAUAGACGAAUCUGGCCAAGCUCCCCUGCAACUGCUUCCAGGAAAUUCUUGGUUGACAAAAAUCAAUCAUGCUGCCACUCAAUUCAGAGAUUUAGGCCUGGUAUAUCAAAGGAAAAUGAGAAUCCUGACAUGGCUACUAAUCCAUAUCUGGCCAUUGUCAUGGCCAGAGACUCCUUUAAGCAGAAGGAAGAGGCAGAGAAGAUGCAAGCAGAGAUUCGAAAAUUGGAUGAAGAACUGGGUGAAAUGAAGCAGAAGAAUGAAGUGGAGAGUGUUUCCCUUCAAGAAUUGGAGUUGGUGCUAAUAAAACGUAGGAGAAGGGCUGAGAAGUGUAGGCGGCUCGCAGAAGAACAAUCAUCAUACAGAGCUGUGCUAGAGAAGAUGAUUCGAGAUGCCAUGCACCAAAGUGUUAUUUAUAAGGAACAAAUUAGAUUGAACCAGGCUGCAACCACUUCUCUGAUGGCAAGACUAGAAGCACAGAAGGCAAAAUGUGAUUACUCUGAGAAAGAACUCCACAUAAAAUUCAACCAAAGAAACGAUGUUGAGAAACAGAUCAGGCCUCAAUGGGAGCAAGCUAGGAAGAGAUCGAGGAUAGAUGAUACACUUUCUGAUGAAAGAGAAGAUAAAACUCUUCUUUACUUACCAGGUAUCAGGCCAAGGAAGCAUUCACAUAAGGAAUUGAGAAUGUUCCUGCAGGAAGAACAGAAGACAUCUGAAGUGGGGUCUUCCUCAUGGAGCCCACUUAAUGAGAAGAGAAAGGAUAAGGUUGAGGAAAAAAAUGAACCCAUCAAAGGUAUUGGCAGAGAGAAGGCUGAGGACCCAAAUAUACCCAUCACUUCCAUGGAGGAUGACAUACCAAUUGAGGAAAAGCUUGGAAAAUUAGAGAUUGAAGAAGAAAGAAAGGAGGACAUGUGGAUUCCUGUUCUUCGUAGCCCUGAAAGAGAGGAGGAUGAAGAAUGCAGAAAGCAACGUGGAAAGGGGAAUGUGGAGAAGUGGCUAAAAAUGCUGUUAGACAAAAACCAGGAAGGACCGACCGCGAACUCACCUCCUCCAACUGUUGAUGAACAUAGUACAAGAAAGAUUGAGGAAUCUCCAAUUGAAGAUGAACAUAGUUCAAGCAAGACUGAGGAAAUGAUAAGAAAGUUGAACCUCACAAACCCACAGAAAUAUGUAAAGAUUUUGCAGUUUCCAGCAUUAGAAAACGAGGCAGGUCUCAAACCAGUCCAGGAAGAUGUUGCUGUGCGAAAUAUCCAUCAGAGAGAUGAUGGAAAGGGAAAAGAACAGAUUGAUGAGAAGAAAAUUGGUGAAAACAUGUGUGAGAAAACCAAUGCAAGAGAAGUGAGUAAUGUAGGUAAAGGCAUUGGGAGUAGCAUGAGCUUUGAAAGUAAAGAAACAAGAGAGAAUAGCGGUAAGGAGAGGGGGCUUAUGAGGAGUGAGAGUGCCAGAACAUUUAGGCCAAUCCCAUCUUCUCCCUCUGUGAUAUUGGGAAUUAGAAAAGGAGUUGAUUAUUGCAUUCGAAAGAAGCCCAUGGUGAUUGGGUCUGAUGAAGAUAGAGAUGAGAAUCCUGUGGUGAGAAACAAUUUCAUCAAGUCAUCCAUCAAAACAUUCAAGAAAGCAGUGAAGAUAUGAAAGUAUUUGUUGCUUUCAAUUAAUCAAGCAAUGAAUAUGAGAAGUGAUUUUACAUUGUGUGCCAGCAAGUUACUAAUUGAUUUAGGAUGCUAAAUAAUAAUUUCUUUAGUUAAAUAACUGUUUGUAAACAUAGAUGUUCUUUUUGUAUCUGUAAAUAAAGAUUGGUGUCCAUGAACUCUAUGAGA